UACGCCUUCUUGUGCCCAGUGGCUAGUGUGGCCAACCGGAUGGCUGAAGCCGGAAGCCCCGUUUUUGCCUACAUCUUCACCCAUCGUCCUGCCUUCAUAGUUGCACCCGACUGGAUUGGGGUACCCCACUGUGCCGAGCUGCCUUAUUUGUUUGUUUCCAUCCUGUCUACGCUGGAUGGCAAUGCCACCAACUCCGAUGAGGAAGAGAUUCUCAGCCAAAGGGUUAUGCAAUAUUGGGGGCAGUUUAUAAGAACUGGGUCUCCUGAUGGGGGAAGUGGCAAAGAGUGGCCUCUUUACACAGGCCAGAACUUCUUUCGCAUUGGCACAGAACAGGAUCAGACUGAAGAAACAUCACCCACCUUCUACUGUGACUUUUGGAAGUUGCUGGCUCUGGGGAAAUCUCAAUGUACGACUCAGACCCAGUGGCUUGAAGACUCUUUCACUGGGAGAAUGUCUGAAAACCAAAGAGGCUAUGAAGAGCCACCCCCUCCAUCCUUCACAGCAUGAAGCAGAGUUGAAAUAUAGUGUCUUCCUGUACUCCGUGUUAACUUUGUAGAUGGGAUUUGGCCCUCCCCCCAUAUUAACACUAAAAAAAGAGAACAUCUUUUCCCAAACCUUCUAUUCAUUUACAAUUGCUUUAAAAUACAAUAUGAGUCUACAGUUAAAAAACGCAUGGCUACAGCAAUCUAUAUGCAAAUAAA
Messenger RNA from Pogona vitticeps (central bearded dragon), 701 nucleotides. The record is from RefSeq and is a predicted model, not a curated record. NCBI's taxonomy places the organism in Eukaryota, Metazoa, Chordata, Lepidosauria, Squamata, Agamidae.